Betta splendens (Siamese fighting fish) is the source of this 3650-nucleotide messenger RNA. RefSeq names its product adaptor protein, phosphotyrosine interaction, PH domain and leucine zipper containing 1 (gene appl1). The coding region runs from base 143 to 2344 and encodes 733 amino acids. The record is from RefSeq and is a predicted model, not a curated record. Gene Ontology annotation, molecular function: identical protein binding. NCBI's taxonomy places the organism in Eukaryota, Metazoa, Chordata, Actinopteri, Anabantiformes, Osphronemidae. The transcript is spliced from 21 exons. Gene Ontology annotation, cellular component: endosome membrane; cytoplasm. Gene Ontology annotation, biological process: signaling.
GGGUGGAUAUACGGAACAGGGAGGAGCUUUUUGGGGUGUUGUGAAUUCGUGUAUACAAGAAAUCUUGAGUGGGAGUUGUCCGGUGGAUUUGUUUUGUUUCGUCCGCUGAUUAUCACCGAGGUCCAUCUCGCCAGCUGCAGCCAUGCCCGGGAUAGAGAAGCUGCCGAUAGAGGAGACGCUGGAGGACAGUCCGCAGACACGGUCUCUCCUGGGGGUGUUUGAAGAGGACACUGCAGCCAUCUCCAACUACUGUACACAGCUGUAUCAGGCCAUGCAGAGGAUUUAUGAUGCACAGAAUGAACUCAGUGCUGCAACACAUCUGACCUCGAGACUGCUGAAAGAGUACGAUAAACAGCGUUUUCCUCUGGGGGGCGAUGAUGAGGUGAUGAGCUCCACUCUGCAGCAGUUUGCAAAAGUCAUCGAUGAGUUGAGUUCCUGUCAUGCUGUUCUGUCCACCCAACUUGCAGACGCCAUGAUGUUUCCCAUUACUCAGUUUAAAGAGAGAGACCUCAAAGAGAUCCUCACUCUGAAAGAAGUCUUCCAAAUAGCCAGCGAUGAUCACGACACAGCCAUAAACCGAUACAGCCGCCUGUCCAAGAGGAGGGACAACGACAAGGUGCGAGCAGAGGUAGUUGAAGACGUCUACACCUCCCGCAAGAAGCAGCACCAGACCAUGAUGCACUACUUCUGCUCGCUUAAUACGCUACAGUACAAAAAGAAGACGGCUCUGCUGGAACCGCUGCUGGGCUACAUGCAGGCUCAGAUCAGUUUCUUUAAGCUGGGCUCAGAAAAUCUCACCCAGCAGUGGGAGGACUUCCUGGGAAAUAUAGGAACCAGCGUGCAGAACGUGCGUCGGGAGAUGGAGGACGAGGUGGGGCAGAUGCAGCAGACCAUUGAGCAGAUGGAGCGCUCCUGCGACCCCCUGUAUGUGCCGUGUGAUCCUGACCCAGCUCACUCGCCCGUCUGUCGCAACCUGACCAGAAAACAGGGCUACCUGCACAUCCGCAAUAAGACAGGCCUGGUGUCGUCAUCCUGGGAGCGGCAGUACUUCUUCACACAGGGGGGGAACCUGAUGCAUCAGGCGCGAGGAGAGGUGGCCGGCGGGCUGGUCUCAGACCUGGACAACUGCUCCGUCAUGGCUGUGGACUGUGACGACCGGCGCUUCUGCUUCCAGGUCACGUCCUUCGACGGCAAGAAAGUGGUGACUCUGCAGGCAGAGAGCAGAAAGGACUGCGAGGAGGUAAAACAUGUCCCUGUUCUCCUGUUUGCUCUGCAUUCUGCUGUUUUCCCAAAGCGUCUCUGCUGCUUCUUCCAUCAGUGGAUCUCCACCAUUAACAACAUCUCCAAGAGGAUCUACCUGAGUGACAACGCAGAGGAGCUGGCAGCCAGAGUGAACCAGUCGGCUCUGGAAGCCGUGACUCCAUCGCCGUCCUUCCAGCAGAGACAUGAGAGCAUGAGGCCCAGCAGUAAAGGGCGGGUGGGGCGAGCGAGCAGCAUCAGCUCCGUGGGGUCCGAGCCGUCGCCGGCGCUGUCUGUGCUCUCACUGGAUGCGCUGGUCGCCCCAGAUACACCCAUCCAGUUUGACAUCAUCUCCCCUGUGAGCGAGGAAAACUCAGGGCAGAGCAAGUCAGCAGCUCAGUCCGGGAGAAGAAGCAACCCGUUUGGAGAGUCAGGGAACCGCACGUCAGAGGACAGCGAAGACUCCAUCCUGCACCAGCUCUUCAUCGUUAACUUCCUGGGCUCCAUGGAGGUGAAGACUGCAGAGUCUGCGGACGUCAUCGCUGAGACCAUGAGGCAGAUCCUCGCCGCUCGAGCCAUUCACAACAUCUUCAGGAUGAGCGAGUCGCACCUGCUGGUCACCUGUGACUGCCUGAAGCUCAUUGAUCCUCAGACACAAGUGACUCGACUCAGGUUCCCUCUCUCCAGUGUAGUUCAGUGUUCGUCCCAUCAGGACAACAAGCGGCUGUUUGGGUUCGUUCUGCAUGCAGGCGGUUCUGGCGACGGCCGAGCCGUCGGCUACAUUUUUGAGUCCAACAACGACGGAGAGAAGAUCUGUGACAGUAUCGGCCUGGCCAAGCAGAUAGCGCUGCACUCUGAGAUGGACCGUAAGGCAGUGGAGAAAAGGAAGGAGCAGGACAAGGCCAAAGAGAAACAGCAGGAGGAACUCAGCAAACAGAGGCAGAUAGAGAAGGAUCUAGAAGAGCAGAGCCGUCUGAUCGCAGCUUCUAGUCGUCCUGCCAACCCGCCCACCUCUGACGGACAGUUCCUAGUGCUUAGCAACAGCCAAUCAGAGGACAGCGAUGCAGGAGACGAGGGCAAGAAGAAAGGCGAGUCCGAAGCCUAACGACACAAAGGGUGCAUGUUUUACCUCCCAGUCAAGUCCCAGCAGCUGUUGCUGAGAUCCAGCUCAGGAAUUGGGAAGGAGCUCCACCCACCCGCCUGGGCUGCCUGGGCCUGAAAAACAUGUGCUCCUUUUUAGCUGGACUGUUACCCUACAAAAAGGGGAUAAACUACGCAAACGCACCCUAUAAGAGGAGGAGACGUCAAAGACUUAUAUUUUAAUCUGUGUUUAAGAAAACGAAAAGAGCUGCAAUGAUUAGUUUUUAUAUCGGCUCCAGUGUCCAGAACAGGACAACGAUAUAGAUUAACCUUUAAUUUUUUGUUUCUUCUAUAAAAACUAACAAUAAUUGCAGAAGAUAUAAAGCAAAACACCUUCGGGGCCUGAAGGUGAUGAAAUGCGACGGCAGAUUUUCUUCAGGCAGUAGUUUCUGCCAAAGUGAACGAGAGACCUCAUCGGUUUCCUGUUUGUAAAACCUGUGCUUUAUGAUGUUAUAAUAGAAAAAGAAAUGAAGUGUGAGGCUGAGCACCGCUCUGAUGCAUGUUCAGUUUAGUUUAGUUUGUUUUUGUCCCAGGCAGAAAAUGAAUCAAAAUGAGUCAUCGUUGGAUGAAGGUUAAUGAGAAACACUGAAACAUUCUGCUGCAAAUCACUAAAACUAAAGUCAAAAUAUCUACUUUGAAAUGUUGUCCUCUUAAAAAAUGACACACGUCAAACCUCCUGCAGUGCAAUAACUGUGUAUGAUCUGAACGGUUUCCAGUGCCAAUAUUAACAUUUUCUUUAAGUGUCAUGAAUUCAGCGGCUGAACUGCAUCUGAUGCUGUUCACUGUGUGUCGGUCCCAGGAAACGAACCCAGAGGCUGUAAAAGUAGAGAAGAUGCUUCAAACAGACGUUCAUUGAUGAGAAUGGUGCCGUUUACUCACCUGUGCCAUCAAAAAGGACUUUAAUGAGUUUAAAAUCAGUCCUCCACCUUCUCCACCAAAUAUUUACCCGCUGGUGUGUUUCCUGAUGUGCAGCGCUUCACACACAUUUAUCUGGGCCACUGUUUUAUGCUGUUUGUGGGUUUUACUGAUCCUCUGAAUUGGCUGAACACAUUACACGUAGUGAUGUUAAUCGCUGAGCUGUGGGAAACGUUACUGUGGAGCAGAUCUGUCUCUGAGGCAGCAGUUACUGAUGAAAGACUAGUGUUGGUGGAGCUGCACUUUACUGGAGCAGAGAAACGCAACAUUGAAAUGUAAAUAUGAUCCAGAGGUCGAUGUUCCAGUGUCACGAUAAAUAAAAAGGUUUCUCAGUGAUGAAUAAAGCACUAACUCCA